AUUUUUAUUUUUUCUUUUCUUUUUUUCACAACAGAGAAUAUAUAUAAAAAAACAAGUAAAAAUAAAACACAAAAACCUCAACAAAAUGCGUUCCGUCACCGCCAUACUAGCCCUCGCCGUCACGGCCGCCCUGGCGGCGCCCGCGCCCAAGCCCGCGAGCAUGACGGAGCUCGACGCCGCGCUCAAGGCCCUCGAGGUGAACGCGCCCGCCGACGCCGACGCCAUCGCGCACGGCGGCCACCUCCCCAGCAAGCGGCAGGACGAGGUCGCCGCCGCGCUGGCCAGCCUCGCCGCCAACGACCCGGCCGAGGCCGCCGCCGUCGAGGCCGCCCUCAAGAACGGCCAGGCGCCGCAGCCGACCCCGUCCCUGACCAAGAGGCAGACUCCCGCCGAGAUCCAGGCCGCGCUUGAUGCGCUGCGGUCCAACGACCCGGCCGAGGCCGACGCCGCCCAGUCUGGCAUCGCGGGCAUGAUGCCUGCAGCCCCGACGCCGGCUCCCAAGCCUGCGGCGGCGAGGUUGGUCUCGCGGUCCGAGGAUGACAUCGGCGGUGCGGUCAUGGGUCUCAUGGAGUCCAACCCUGAGGAUGCGCACCAGCUGCUCAAUGAUGCCGAGGUGACGAGGCAGAAUGGGGACGAUUCGCCUGACCAGCCACCCACGCCGGGUGAGGAGGAGGAGUGGUCGGAUAAGCCUGCGCCCCCUCCGGGAUUGUAA
This is a messenger RNA of Pyricularia oryzae 70-15, 712 nucleotides long. RefSeq lists its product as uncharacterized. Lineage: Eukaryota; Fungi; Ascomycota; Sordariomycetes; Magnaporthales; Pyriculariaceae. The transcript has a single exon. The coding region runs from base 86 to 712 and encodes 208 amino acids. The record is from RefSeq and is a predicted model, not a curated record.